Temnothorax curvispinosus is the source of this 2253-nucleotide messenger RNA. It is a transcript of the gene Atf-2, whose product is annotated as cyclic AMP-dependent transcription factor ATF-2. The transcript is spliced from 7 exons. The coding region runs from base 293 to 1885 and encodes 530 amino acids. NCBI's taxonomy places the organism in Eukaryota, Metazoa, Arthropoda, Insecta, Hymenoptera, Formicidae. Gene Ontology annotation, biological process: regulation of transcription by RNA polymerase II. Gene Ontology annotation, molecular function: DNA-binding transcription factor activity, RNA polymerase II-specific; cAMP response element binding. The record is from RefSeq and is a predicted model, not a curated record.
GUAUCGUAUAGUAUGCCAAUAUGGCUACAGUCGACUACAGCCGACUCCGAGCAAAGUAUUAAAUGCUACGGAUUAACUAAAUCCGUACUUGUAAAAAUAAUUCCGUUCGUUAUUUCGAAGUUGCGAAAUUCAAUUUAUUCGUUAGGGAGAAUGUGGCCGUACUCUGUGUCAAUAGAGAUAUCUGUAAACAGGAGUUAACCACGUUUAAUCCGCAGAUAUUAUUGUGUAUACUUCUGUAUUCCAUCUCCUUUGAAAGAAACCUGGAAUCGGUGUUCAACGGAAUACAUUCGCAAUGACCGACUCAGAGAAACUCUUCACUUGCUCCACAUCGGGCUGCAAUAUGAGUUUUACGAAUGAAGAUCAAUUAACAAUGCAUAAGAAGAAACACGACAUGAUGCUAAAUCUUAACAAUAACUCCAAGAGUGCUGGAUUCGUUGCAGAUCAAACUCCAACGCCAACGAGGUUCUUCAAAAAUUGCGAGGAGGUUGGUUUAUUUCAAGAUCUGCAAAACGUGGUCAAUCCUUUCGAAGAGACGUUUCGAAGGGCUGUUGAGUCUGGAAAUAUUGGCACGCUUGUAGUAUCGGAGACUGGAAUUACGGAUGACACGCUGCAUACUCCUCACAUCUUUCCCUAUAUAACAGAUGUAUUGCCCGCAAAUAGUCAAAUUCUUUCCGAAGACACCGUCGAGGUCUGUUCCUCGACCGUGUCUCUUGCCGAGAAAGAUGCGGAGGAGGAAAGCGCUAUAAAGACUGACGAGUGUAACAGUAUUAAAUUAAGUACAAACGAGACGCAGGAGUUGAUGAAAGAUUCGACUGUCGCAUCUGCGAAAGAUGAUACUCUCCCGGCGGACAUUAUUGCCGCGAAUGCAAAUAUACCUAUAGCGCCUAAACUUUCACCGACGCAACCUAUGUCUCAUCUGUCCAUCAACGGCGAGGAGGUGCAAUUGCUACUGAAAACCGCGGAUGGUAAAUUAAUGCAGUUGUGCGCAACACCGGUGUCGGAGCCUUCUAACAUAUCGAAUGUCAAUACCGAACAGCAAACCGUUGUUAUCAGAACCGAACCAGCUCUGCGGUGUGCGAUGAAAUUGGAGCCCAAGAAAACUGUGAUCUCAAGAUUAUCGUUAGCAAAAAUGAAACUAAAACAAUCCCUGUCCAAGAACACGAUCGCACAGAAUCCAAGAGCGACCGAAGAAUGCGCGAAAACGGAUGCAGCCGCGAAGAAGGAGAAUGUCAAGAAGACGAUCGAUCAGCUUAAGAAAAAGGACAUUCUCGAGCGCAAUCGUGCCAGUUCGAUGCGUGCACGGGCCAAGAGAAAGGAAUGGAUCCAAGAACUCCAAAGAACGGUAACCAACGUGAACGAGACCAACACGGCCUUGCAAAUGGAAGUGAAAACUUUACGCAAGGAAAUUACGAGGUUAAAAACUCUUUUGCUGGCCCAUAAGGAUUGUUCGGUCACAAAGGCGAUGCAAAAAGGAAUAAUUCUUGGACCCAAGAUAAUAUCAGUAGAUAAUCCCGAGGUACUUACGGUGCCGAUAUCGAACAAUGGCGUCCCCGUGAAACGAUCGGUUUCCUACACGACGGAGAUUCCGAACGUGUCGACGAAGAAAUCGACCCUGUCGAUCACGAAGAAUCCGGUGAUACUUCCGAAGAUGGAUUGCGGCACCGCGAAUCUCGCGAUUCCGAACGCGACGAUUAUAAAGACUCUACCGGCGUUGAAGAUCGUGGGUGUUAAUCAGUUUAUGCCGGAGAAGUCGGAGGGAACAAAACAGAUACUGAUAGUGCAAAAUCAACCGAGAAAAUUGUGCGAGGCUACGACUAGGCAGAUUAUUCAGAUAAAUCCGAAUUAUGAAGUGGAACAUGCGGCAUCUAAGAGCACGGGAACGUAAUUAAUCGCCUUUUAACGUUCGCACAUUUGUAACGCAAAUGUCUUUUGGCUAAGACGGUCAGCGAAUAGACGAAUGAAUCGAUUCUAUGACGCUACGCGAUAUAUACGAUAUCGUGGAUAGAGCAAGAUAUAUGACGUUCUUGAAAAUGUUCACAAAAUCUAUUUUUACGCGUCUCCCGUUUUUUUUUAUCUUCCAUGACAAAUUAUUUCGAUAAUAUUUUCAUGUGUCAUAUUUUAUUCCACGAAUAACUGCUUAAUGUAAACGAUCGUUGAUAUUCCUGAUGUAGAGGAACGUGAAGUAAUACAGGGAGUACCAAUUUUUGUAUUAUUUAUUGAGUUUACAAGAAAAUAGAUUUUUAUUGAGUAUGA